Messenger RNA from Setaria italica (foxtail millet), 946 nucleotides. RefSeq lists its product as uncharacterized. The coding region runs from base 88 to 750 and encodes 220 amino acids. The transcript has a single exon. Lineage: Eukaryota; Viridiplantae; Streptophyta; Magnoliopsida; Poales; Poaceae. The record is from RefSeq and is a predicted model, not a curated record.
UAGAAGCUUCCGACGAGCAUCUCCACGUUCAUUCCUUCCCGGCGGAGAGCUUUACCAAUAACUCCCACCGGUACCUCGCCGGUGACAAUGGUAAGGUGGCCGGCGCCGCCGCCGCCACCCGACGGCGCGCAGGCCUUCGGCCAUGACGCCAUUGCGCUCUCCUUCUUCGUGGUGUGCGUGGCGGCGACCGUCGCGCUGGCGUCGUCCAUGUGCUCGGCGUGCGGCCGCAAGCCGAAGGCGGCGACCCCGCCGGACGCCGCCGCGUCGGACCAGCCGGCCUGGACGGGGUCCGUCUCCGGCGGCAGCCAGCAGGAGGCCGGCGGCGCCGAGGAGGAGGGCGCGGAGGUAGUCAGGCUGUCGCCGGAGCUGGCGACGCACGGCGCCAUCGACCCGGUGGUGCUGCCGUCGUCGACGUCGAAGCGGCGGCUGUCGAUGAGCAUGAGCAAGAACCUGAGCAUGAACAUCCCGGACAAGCUACGGCUGAGCCGGCGGGAGCGCAAGGACCACCAUCACAAGGUGGAGUCGGAGGACACGCUGUGGAAGAAGGGCAUCAUCCUCGGGGAGAAGUGCAGGAUCCCUGGGGAGAGGGAGGCUGAGCUAGGCGACGGCGGCGUCGACCCCGCCGACGAGCUCGCCGCCGGGAGCUUCCGGCGGUCGAGCUACUCCCGGCCCGUGUCGCGGUCGAGCUCGUUCGCAUUGCACCAGCAGCACCCGCCGCAGCAGCACGACACCCCCGGCUCGGAUUCUUGACGCUACCCAAUGGUCCGGGAGGGGACGCUGCGUGUGUAGGGGUCAAUGGGGAGGGAUGCUAGUGUGAUGGGAAGUGCAUUCAGAUUCAGGUGUGGUGGCUCUUUAACUUUUUCUUGUGUCAUGUGCUCAUGUAAAGUCUGUUCUUUGUGAAUUGUGCGCUCUGGAUGCAUGGAUGAUCUUUGGGAGCAAGGCCCCG